ACGUGAUAUAAAUACAACGACACUAGUUGACUAAAUCAGACCGGGCAAUACGACUCACGAGGUACGAUUGUUUGUACCACUUCAUAUUUUCCCUUAACUGCUUCAAGUAACAGUAUGGAAAAACCUACAUAUUUCUACCACGCGACCUCACCAGACAAUGAACGUUUGAUAAAAGAGAGUGAUCGCCUGAAACCACAAAAACAUCAACACUCAAAAUGGAAAUGUUUGGUAAAAAACUGCCCUGAAUAUGCAUCGGUACCAGACGGGGUGUGGUUAUCUGCCACACUGGAACACGGGGCUCUGCCAUUCUUUUCUCCUUAUGGCGCUAGACGGGUGAAGAUUCCUAUCAAAAGCGUGAUACAACAGCUUGGAGGAAAGGUUAAGUUAUAUGAAGGCGUUACUGUUCGAUCAAAUCGAGAUGAAACAUACGUCAGGUUGAUGCUUGUGAGGGAAGACGCAACGUUUGAAGUAUUGCAGCACAUGAAAGAACUGGAUGUCGCCGACAAUCCGUGCUUAAAGCUGACAGGGGAAUACAGAGUUGCGCGUCCACCAACCUUGAUAGAUGUAUAUGUGCCGUACCCAAUCGAUAUCAGUAACUGGGAUAAUGUCAAUACCUGGCCGGACUCCGGCACAAGGGAAAACAACAGACUUGAAAGGAUAUCCGACACCGUUUAGUCUCGUCAAAGACACCUUAUUUUGUGUGAUUCUUACACCUACUGUACAGGAGCUAUUUCAUUUGUCGCCAGGAGAAGUGAUUUCGAGUUGAUUCAAUCGUUAACAUUUAUUCAGAGUUAACAAAGAAUACAUACUGUCAUUAUUACUGCCAAUAUCCUGCAGUACACCAUUCAGUGAUUUAAAGCAACGAAAGGACGAUGAUUGAAUAACAACAAAAAAUAACUGAAAGGAAAAUAGACUGUAAAAUAUCAGCAUAUGUAUUUAAUCGCAGUAAAACUAGAGGGAAAUUUAAUUUAAAUAUGGUUUCCCGUUAUUUUCGGUAUUUAUUUAAGUGAUAUCAUUACACUUUUAUUAUUAUUUCACAUUCAAAAUGUUGACAAAAAGCAGCAGACAGUGCGAUGUAAAAGGCACUGUCAUUGCACUUUGAAAGAAUAUAAAUGUUCAUUCCGACUAAUAUUAAUUUAUGUAAGGCUAUGCAGUUUCUUCAUGUGCAAUACAUGAAUGUGUACUUUUAAAUGAAUUAUUUUGAUUUAACGUCUUUUGAGUCCAUUUUGACAAUUUAGGCCGCAGAUGACGUUCCUAUGUCAAGGAGGCCGUUAAACACUUACAAACGAUCUCAGAAUUUCAUAUUUCCUCUAAAUAUAUUUUCAAUGCAUAAUUUCUUUUAUUUCAAAAUACACUUUGAACUGACAUUAUUCUUCAUCAAAUUUAAAUUGAUUACUCAAUACAUUAAAAGUAAUUACCGACCCGUCUUUUAUUGAUGUAAGGGUAAACAGUUAAUUACUUAUGAUAUUCAUAUGCUAAUAGAUAUAAGUUUUACGGCAUCUUCAAUCGCUUUAUUACAGCUUGUUGUGAUUAUAUUUCUAGAUGUAACUUUAUGGUAAUUUACCAAUCACUAAAACAUUGUAGUAUUAUCAAAAUGUGUUAAAAAGAGUUGUGUCUGUGUUUAAUUUUGUAUCCUUUUUUUGUAUCCACAUAAUAAACUUAUGAAUAUUCAUUACACCUUUGAUCUGAUCCAUAUCAGAUAUGAUCCGUAUCACUUAAUUUGUUGUUAUUCGAUGUAACAGUAUCCGGAGUUUAAUCUUUUCGUCACGUGAGACGAGAUUAUACUUGACCUAUUUUCGACCGACCUUUAUUCGUCGUUGUCGAUCGGUAAACAAAUCAAUAACGUUUUGCAGGGUGGUUUCAUAGUCAAAAGCAAUUCAUUCUUGUGAGUUAUUUGGAUAUCCCCCUGAAUGGCGGGGCCAAAAAGGGUCAAAUUGGCUACGAUUCCAACAAUUCUCCUCUUCGGAUCCACAUAUGAUGGAAUAAAUACUCUUCAUGGAUUGAGACUCAAGGUGCCUUGUCAAAAUUGAG
Messenger RNA from Mizuhopecten yessoensis (Yesso scallop), 2031 nucleotides. RefSeq lists its product as uncharacterized. The record is from RefSeq and is a predicted model, not a curated record. The transcript has 2 exons. Bases 115 to 675 code for a protein of 186 amino acids. NCBI's taxonomy places the organism in Eukaryota, Metazoa, Mollusca, Bivalvia, Pectinida, Pectinidae.